UUAAAGAUAAGUUUAUUAGAAACUGGUGGAUUUGGGCCGAAAUAAAAAAUGCUAAUAUUUUUUCCCUCCAAUAUCUUCCGCCAUAUACAAAAGAAGCAAAUAAAUAGUAAACGUUGUAAGAGAAGAACCUAAACACCUGAGAGAAGUGCGAAAUGGAGAAUCCAAAAUCAGCGCCGACGGGUUGCUACAAAUGCGGAAAGACAGGCCACUGGUCCCAUGACUGCCCCGAGGCCCUCAAAUCCGAUCAUCCCAAUCCCGGAAAACCCGGAUCCGGUAUCCCAAAUCCCGUCGGAAAAGGCUGCUACAAGUGCGGAAGACCCGGUCACUGGGCUCGUGACUGCCCCGAUCAACCCAAUCUCAACGCUUCCUCUGCCGCCUCCGCCGCCCUCAGCUAUACUCCCAAUCAGCUCCCUAGACCCGAAAAGCCCAAGAAAGUAUCCAAAAGCAGAACCCGACCCAAGCUCACACCUGAACUUCUCCUCUCCGAUGAUGGUAUCGGUUACAUCCUUCGCCACUUCCCUCGGGCUUUUAGGGACCGCGGUCGCAGUCACGAGGCCAGUGAUUUGAGAAACUUAAUUGGGUUGUACAGAGAGUGGCACAAGUAUUUGCUCCCUUAUUACUCCUUUGAUCAGUUUGUACAUAAAGUGGAUAAAGUUGCUUCUUCCAAACGUGUUAAGAACUGUAUUAGAGACUUAAGAGAGCGAGUUGCUAGAGGAGGGGAUCCUACAAAAUUGCAUGAAAGUCCAGAUGAAUUUAAUGGCCCCAGCGAUGGGCAAGUGGCUGGACAUUCUGAGGAACAAACUCAUGCCCACUAUGAGGUAGAUCAUGUAGAUGAUAUUCAAGACAGCAUGCUUAAUGAGAUUUACCAGAAAGUUUCUGAGGAACCAUCUCAUGAGAUACCCACCCCUAUGGUUUCUGCUGAAGUACUCGCAGCUAGUGGCUCUAGGCCGGAACAAAUGCCAAAUAAUGAAGCUAACUGCUCUACUGAAGUUCAUAUUGCAGAAGAACAGAGAGCUCGGAUGGAAGCUAACAAGUUGAAGGCACUGGAAAGAGCUGCAUCUGCCUCUAGUGAUCAAAUCACAGAAGAGCAGCGUGCUCGCAUGGAAGCUAAUCGGUUAAAAGCAUUAGAAAGAGCAGCAGCUCGAGCUCGAUCUUUGCAGUCAGCUUGACUUCCAACUGUCAACUAUUACUAUUAUUGUUUUUUCUUUCCCCUGCUUUUUGUGAACUUUCCUGACUGGAAUUCCGAGAUAAAGACAAGUAGGGCAUCAUACUUUUGCAAAAUUAUAGUCACUGCCUUCUUAUGAGAACCAACGUCAUAAUGGCAUCAUCUGUAGUAUAGCUUGGCAUUGUUACUCUUCUGCGCUUGUCACUACAUAUGUUUUUGCAUUAUAGCAGAAAAUGGCUUCUUUUCUUUCAAAUGUUACAGGUAGUUUUGUGCACAA
This is a messenger RNA of Gossypium arboreum, 1442 nucleotides long. RefSeq lists its product as uncharacterized. The transcript has 5 exons. Gene Ontology annotation, biological process: replication fork processing; replication fork arrest; DNA damage response. Bases 153 to 1169 code for a protein of 338 amino acids. The record is from RefSeq and is a predicted model, not a curated record. Gene Ontology annotation, molecular function: DNA binding; zinc ion binding. Gene Ontology annotation, cellular component: nucleus; replication fork protection complex. Lineage: Eukaryota; Viridiplantae; Streptophyta; Magnoliopsida; Malvales; Malvaceae.